AUGUAUCCUCAAACGCCCAUGGGAUAUUCAGCGCCAAUGGCGUACGGCCAUGGUGGUUCCAACCCCGGCGAGGGAAUGGACGAGUACUAUGCUAGCAUGCAGCCGCACUGGGCUGGCAUGGAUACCUCACCCUACGCCGGUGUCAACCAUCCUUAUACCACCACGGCGGCCUUCCCCUCCGGGGCCAUUCUCACCCCCAUCAGCCUCCCGGACAGCUCUUUCCGGCCGAGUCCGGUUCUCAGUCACCAUUCGCAAGAAUUCCACUACAGCGUUGCCGAGACCGUCCCGUCUCACGGGCUGGGCAUCACCGCACCCUUCCCCAGCAAUUUCCCCCAGACGGUCACCGCCGGCCUGGACGAGCCGGACUAUGGUUUCAGUGAGGCCACCCUGUCGCCUCAACCGCCCCCCGCCAAGCGGGCCCGCCGCGGACCCAAGCAGGCCAUCACACCCCGGGAAGCCCCCGUGACAAUACUACCCAACCCCGAAGGACUCCAGCGCAUGGAGCAAGAGCGACGACAAGGGGCAGCUGAUGCCCAGCACAACCAGAGGCCUCGGGCUCCGGGCCGGGGCCGGCGAGACCCGCAGGCCGAAGAGGAAGACGCGUUUGUGGAGCGCCUCCGCGAGCAGAGCCUGGCGUGGAAGGUCAUCCGGGAGAUGUUCCGGGACAAGUUCCACAAGGACGCGUCGGAGGCACGCCUGCAGAUGCGCAUGCUGCGCCGACGCAAGGAGCGUCUGGCCCGCUGGGACGAAAACGAUGUGAUCAUCCAGAUCCGACUGCUCAUAAGAGCAAGGGACUUUUGGGAGGAGGAGAAGUACAACCUCAUUGCACAGAAGAUGAAGGAGCUUGGUGCGGGCCCCUACAGUCCGCAGCAAUGCGAAGCCCAGUUGCGAUACCUCGAUACACAGAACCGGGAACGAAGUACUACUACUGGCCCCCGGUCACGCAUACCUAGUGAUCCUCAGCCGUCUCGAAAGCGGCCGUGGUCGAGGGUACUUCAAGGUCCGGCGGGUAGUACGAAGACGUAG
This is a messenger RNA of Aspergillus heteromorphus CBS 117.55, 1026 nucleotides long. RefSeq lists its product as uncharacterized. Bases 1 to 1026 code for a protein of 341 amino acids. The record is from RefSeq and is a predicted model, not a curated record. NCBI's taxonomy places the organism in Eukaryota, Fungi, Ascomycota, Eurotiomycetes, Eurotiales, Aspergillaceae. The transcript is spliced from 4 exons.